UUGGCUUUAUUUACUUCAACUUAUUUUUCCAUACACUAUCAUUUCAGCAUGUACAAUAGCAUACAUCACCCAAGUAAAUUGGCUGUGGGGGCAGACUUUCAUUGCUUCAAAUUUAAAAUUGAACCAAAGUGGGAGGAUCCUAUCUGUUCAAAUGGAGGGAAAUGGACUAUGACUUUUCAGAAAGGAAAGUCUGAUACAUGUUGGCUGCAUACGUUGCUUGCAAUGAUUGGAGAGCAAUUCGAUCACGGAGAUGAAAUUUGCGGUGCUGUUGUGAAUGUCAGAGCCAGACAGGAGAAGAUAUCUAUUUGGACCAAGAAUGCAGCAAAUGAAUUAGCCCAGGUGAGCAUUGGGAAACAGUGGAAGGAGUUCCUUGAUUACAAUGAAACCAUUGGAUUCAUAUUUCACGAUGAUGCAAAGAAACAUGACAGAGGAGCCAAGAAUCGGUACACUGCAUGAUGAUUUUGUAUAGUUUUUGUUACUACUAGCGCAGCAGACUCGAAAUUGUUUUCUUUUAUGUGCGAUAGCAUUCGACACUAGAUACUAGAGUGAAAUGUGACUGCUUCUUGCAUUUCUUUCUUUCCCCUCUAAAGGAAUGUGGAAUGGAUCUGUAUUACUGACUUGUUUUCUCCAAAUUUUGACUUACCUACUUACAAUGCAUACAAAUUUUCUA
Messenger RNA from Humulus lupulus (European hop), 670 nucleotides. Its product is annotated as eukaryotic translation initiation factor 4E-1-like. The record is from RefSeq and is a predicted model, not a curated record. The annotation marks the transcript as partial. Gene Ontology annotation, biological process: translational initiation. The transcript is spliced from 4 exons. Gene Ontology annotation, cellular component: cytoplasm; eukaryotic translation initiation factor 4F complex. NCBI's taxonomy places the organism in Eukaryota, Viridiplantae, Streptophyta, Magnoliopsida, Rosales, Cannabaceae. Gene Ontology annotation, molecular function: RNA 7-methylguanosine cap binding; translation initiation factor activity.